CCAGAAGGCAGAGAGAGAGAGCGUGUGUACAACUGUGUUAAAGUGCUUUCACCUGGAGUUGAUUUUUCCACUGGAUAUAAGCAGGAAGGAAUUGAAUUCACUCAGCAAGGUAAGCAAUGUCAAAGCUUUUGAUGCUCAUCACACUGCUCCUCAUGCUAUUGGAAGGGGGGAUGUCGGUACGCACUCGGCCUCGCACUAAGAGAGAACUGGCCAGCCCGCUGCACCUGAGGGGGAUCCGGGAUCCCUUAGGCUCUUACUGCCAGGAGAGAGGAGACUGCUGCCCAGGCAGAAAUGACCAGUGUACUGUGCCUUACCUGGACACCAUCUGUUACUGUGACCUGUUCUGCAACCGCACUGUGUCCGACUGCUGUCCCGACUUCUGGAGCCACUGCCUGGGAACAACUCCUCCAUAUCCUCCCAGUUCUUGUGAAAGGAAUGGUCGCAGGUUUCACUCAGGAGCAACUUACAGAGAGAACUGUAAUUUAUGUACAUGUGGUCAGAAUGGGCGUUGGGAAUGUGAGCAUCAUGCCUGUCUGAUAGAAGAUGACAUGAUCCAGGAAAUCAACAGGAGAGGAUAUGGCUGGAGGGCAGCUAACUACAGUCAGUUCUGGGGUAUGACCCUUGACGAAGGUCUGCGGUUCCGUCUGGGCACACAGCGCCCCUCACGGACCAUUAUGAAUAUGAAUGAAAUCCAGAUGAACAUGAAUGGAAACGAUCAUCUGCCAAGUUACUUCAAUGCAGCAGACAAAUGGCCUGGCAAAAUCCACGAGCCCCUGGACCAGGGCAACUGUAAUGCGUCCUGGGCCUUUUCGACCGCAGCUGUUGCAUCAGACCGGAUCUCUAUUCAAUCAAUGGGUCACAUGACCCCUCAGCUUUCGCCUCAGAAUCUGAUUUCCUGUGACACUCGUCACCAGGAUGGCUGUGCUGGUGGCCGCAUAGAUGGAGCUUGGUGGUACCUGAGGCGAAGAGGGGUUGUGACAGAGGAGUGUUACCCCUUCUCUUCACCCCAGCAAACACCUGCUGAGUUUGUCCGUUGUAUGAUGCAGAGUCGAGCAGUGGGCAGAGGAAAGAGGCAGGCCACAGCACACUGUCCUAACAGCCACAGCUACCACAAUGAUAUCUAUCAGUCAACUCCACCGUACAGGCUGUCUUCUAAUGAGAAGGAGAUUAUGAAAGAGAUUAUGGAUAAUGGCCCUGUGCAAGCCAUCAUGGAGGUUCAUGAGGAUUUCUUUGUGUAUAAGAGUGGAAUUUACAGACAUACAGAUGUGAAUUACCACAAAUCGACACAGUACCGCAAACAUGCAGCACACUCCGUCAGGAUAACGGGAUGGGGAGAGGACAGGGACUACAAUGGUAGAACUCACAAGUACUGGAUUGCAGCCAACUCGUGGGGAAUGAACUGGGGUGAAGAUGGCUACUUCCGCAUCGCUCGUGGUGUAAAUGAGUGUGAGAUCGAGGCCUUUGUGAUUGGUGUGUGGGGCAGGGUAAACAUGGAGGACAUGCACAACCAUCAACACCAUCAUGGACGACGCAAGUAGAGCAGUGAAAUCUUCUGCAGUUGGAUCUCUGUGCUCCUCAAUGCUUGAUUUAUACCAUACAAAAAGUCAGUCAGUUCUAUGGCAGGUAUGGGUCUGAUUUCCACCAACCUGAUAAACCCUAGUGCCUUUUAUGUAUGUCAAUACAAGUACCUAUUUACACUAUAUGCGUCAUGGUUACUUUUGUAACCUCCGUUCCCUGAGGGAGGGAACGAGACGUUGUGACGAAUGAAGUGAUAUAAGGGGUCUUCCUUGGGAGCCUCACGUACCUCUGAACUUGAGAAAAGGCCAAUGUGAAAUUGGCAGACAGAAUUUGCAUCUCCCACCCCCGGACAUAGGUAUAAAGGGAAGCGGGCGUGUGUCUGUCAGUCAGGUUUUUGCACUGAGGAGCUGAGAAUAAGGCACGGUCCUUUACAGUGGUCUAGUGCUGUGGCAGGAGGGACACAACGUCUCAUUCCCUCCGACUGGGAGCGGAGGUUACAACAGUAACCAUGACGUUCCCCUUCAAUCACUCACUUGACAUUGUUUUGAAUGAAGUGACACAAGGGGUCCCAUUCAAAAACGGCACGCACUAGUCCGUGUUACGUGAACUGCUGAGACAGGUGCGAACAGGCUGCUGCGUGCUAGAGGCAACUGUAUCAGCUGCACGUAACCCUCCUCAACGCCCUAAAAGAGAUGUCAUAUACAGACCUUAGGUUCCCAGCACCCCUGUGGGGGGAACAGGUGCUACAUGACUUGCAUGGGAGCAAGCCUGGCAGCUGCUGCCUUUUCUCUCUCUAUGUCUCUCACAUAGUGUGUGAAGUGGCUGGGGCUUUCUUAGCGCUAUGAAAUGCGUCGGGGAAGGCGGUCUUUCCCGGUCCUAUUCUUUCAGGGGAAAAGACCCUGCAGAGGCCACAUCCUUCCCAGACUAGUGGAUGUAACAUGUAGCAAAUACACCACGAGGGAUGUGAAGCCAUACGUGGGAGUGGCGCGUGGUAGGUCCUGCCUAAUGAGGGGGGAGCUCUACAAGCAUGGCGACCGGGGGCAGUGGGACUGCCCAAGGGAGAUGCGGGUCCGCCGACAGGGGACCUACCAGCUCCGACCUGAAAAAACACGGGACGAGGCCGACUCAACCCUGAGAUUGUAAAAUCUUGCAAAUGUAUUAGGUGUUGCCCAGCUGCUGCUCCACAGAUGUCUACAAGGGAGGUGCCAUUGGCCAGUGUCCACGAGGAUGCCACACUUCUUAUCGAGUGUGCUCGAACCCACAAGGGGGCGGGCACGGCCUGGGUCUGGUAAACCAGUGAGAUGGCGUCAACAACCCAGCUCUGAACAUCUAAAGCUCUGCGUGUGGUCCAAAUAGAUACGCAAAGCACGUACCGGACACAGCAACGAAAGGGCUGGGACUGCCUCUUCCGGGGCAGCACUUGCAGGUUCACGACCUGGUCCCUGAAGAGGGUCGUAGGAACCUUGGGCAUGUAGCCCGGUCACAGUCUCAGGAUAAUGUGAGUAUGUGCCGGACCGAACUCCAGGCAGGUGUCGCUGACAGAGAACGCUUGCAGGUCCCCAACCCUCUUGAUGGAGGCUAACGCUAUCAGGAGUGCCGUCUUCAGGGAGAGGGCCUUGAGCUCAACUGAAUCAAGCGGCUCGAAGGGGGUCUUUGAAAGCCCGUGAGGACCACUGAGAAAUCCCAGGAGGGGAACAGGCUUGGCCGGGGAGAGAACCUGAUAAUGAAGUCGUGCUUAACCAAGAACUUGUCAUCUACUGUGUCGUGGUGGGCCGCGAUAGCAGCUACGUACACCUUCAAGGUGGAGGGGGACAGCCUUCCAUCCAGCCUCUCCUGCAGGAAUGAAAGCACUGACUGAACUGUGCAUCUCUAAAUGUGUUCGGCUUGGAAAUAACACCAAUUCACGAACAAGCGCCACUUUAGGUCUUAAAGUUGCCUGGUGGAGGGAGCUCUGGCUUGGUUGAUCGUGUCUACGACUGCAGGUGGUAGAUCACAUAGAUCUUCUGCGUCCCGUCCAGGAGUCAGACGUGAAGGUUCCAGAGGUCUGGGCACGGGUGCCAGAGGGUGCCCCAUCCCUGAGAAAGAAGGUCAUUCCUCAGGGGAAUUUUCCAGGGAGAUGCUGUUACGAGGAGCGUAAGAUCUGAGAAUCAGGUCCAGGUGGGCCAGUAAGGAGCCACCAAGGUGACCUCUUCCUCGUCCUCCCUGAUCUUGCAAAGCACCAGUGCAAAGAAGGCUCACUGGGGGAAAUGCGUACUUGUGCAGCCCCCGGGGCCAGCUGUGUGCCAGUGCAUCUGUCCCGAGAGGGGCUUCUAUCAGGGAGUACCAGAGAGGGCAGUGGGAUUUGCCCUGGGAGGCAAAGAGAUCUAUCUGUGCCAUGCCAAAUUGGUCCCAAAUCAACUGGACCACCUGGGGGUGGAGCCUCCACUCUCCACUGGGCGAAGCCUGUCCCAAGGAGCUGGUUUGCGAGUUGUGACAUAUGAUGAGAGCGCACGCAGCAUUGGCAAUUUAUGUACACUACCGUUGCGGGGCUGUCUGAACGGAUCAAGAUGUGCUUGCCCCGAAUUAGCGAGAAACCUCCACAGGGCAAGAGAUACAGCCAGCAACUCUAGGUAGUUGAUAUGCCAACGCAGCCGGGGUCCUGUCCAGGAGCCAGCGGCAGCGCGCCUAUUGCAUACGGCGCCCCAACCCUGUUGAGAUGCGUUUGUGCUGACCAAGACACGUCUGGACACCUGCUGCAGGGGGACUCCGGUCUACAGAAAGCAGAGGCCAGUCCAAGGGUUGAAAGUCUGACGGCAGGAGGGGGUGAUUGUCACACGGUAUGUGCCAUCUCAGGACUCGAGUCUGUAGCCAGCGCUGAAGCUCAUAUGCUUGUCUCAUAUGCAUCAAGCCGAGCGGCACGACCACGGCUGAGGAGCCUCUGGAAUUGUUUUAGAGGAACCGCUGGAGGACGGAGGUUUCCAGUCCAAGCCCACGCUCACGGCAGCCCGGGCAAGCAUGUCGGCUGGACGCUCUCCGAUGCAGCGACAUUGUCAUCAUCCAAUUCCGGGAGCUCAAGGAAGAAUGCUGGAUGGCUUUGAGGCGAGCCGCACACAUCCCGAGCUCUGAUGGAAAUGAGCGAGCAUGUCGGGGGGUGGGUGGUUUGUGGGGAUUUACCUGGUGAAACCGAGCCCGUCGUCAUCCUCAAAUUGCCUUCAUCGCCAGCCAUGGUCAUGUUCUCGCAGUGAGUAUAUGAACCAUCCACGAACGUCAGGCACACAAGGCAGCGUCUGUGGUCGUCGGUCUUGGAGAGAUAUUGACCGCAUCCAAUAACUACACAGAGGCGGAAGGGCAUCUUGAAUGAAGGGCAUCUUAUGAGUGGAAACUCAAACUCUUUUAGAGAAAAUAAACUCUUUCAGGAGGGAAAACACUCUUUUAGCCAGUGAAAGCACUGUCGAAUCGCCCAGUGGCGUGGACUGCACAGCGUGCAAAUAGAGAGAACAGCAGCUGGAAACGCGCUGUAAGAUCCAACAGCAGUGCUUCUUGCCAGUAGAGGUGAGUGGAACAGUGGUGAACUCAGUUUGCUGUUGCACAACUGCUCGGCUCCGAAGAAAAAAUCUGACUGACAGACGCACGCCCGCUUCCCUUUAUACCCGUAUGUCCGGGGCGGGACAUGCAAAUUCUGUCUACCAAUUUCACAUUGGCCUUUUCUCAAGUUCAGAGGUAUCGCGAGGCUCCCAACGAAGACCCCUUGUGUCACUUCAUUCGACACAACGUCGAGUGAGUGACAGAUGGAAAACAUAUUGUGUCUACAGCCCCCUCUGUACAAAUACACACCUCCACUUUGAGGAGAAAUUAGUGGCAAAUAUUUUUAACAUCUGUGGAAACUGCAAAUAUCAGCAGUCUUAUUGGUGGAAUCUUGCUCAUUACACAUCUCGAUUGGACACUUAAUAAAAAUAAAAACAGCCACAGGACUGAAAAGCACUCAGGAUUCAGUAUUCCAAAGAUAAAGUACAUAGGCACACAGGCACUCUGCAUCACAAUUUCAUAAAAUAUCAAUUAUAGUGAUAUUACGAUGUGUCUUAAGCUCUGUUUGGGGGUUUUCCUACUUUUGGGAAGGCAUGUCUUGUAUCAUAGCAUCAGAUUAUUUUGUCAUCACUCAUUUAGGUAGCCAGUAGAAAGCACUCCAUACAUUAAUUGGCUCUAUAACUCUACUCUCUCCUCUCCACCAAUAGCUGGUGUGUGGUGAGCGUACUGGUGCACUAUAUCUGCCGUCACAUCAUCCAGGUGGAUGCUGCACACUGGUGGUGGUUGAGGAGAGUCCCCUAUUCACGUAAAGCGCUUUCAGUGUAGUGUCAGAAAAGCGCUAUAUAAAUGUAACAUUCAUUAAUUCAUUCGUUCAUUUAAGGGAUAGAAGGGUGGUUGCAAGAACACCAGGGGGGAAGAGGAUGGUUUUAGGACCAAUAAUUUAUUCUGAAAAUAUCUUAGAUUAGAUUAAUUAAACAUAUGUCUGCAUUUUAUCAUUCUUUUUAAGCAUUUCUGUAAAGUCAGUCUGUAAAGAACCACUCCAGUCAAAAAUAUUGGACAUUUCAGAUUAUGUUGGCUGUUAUAUAAUCACUUGUAUUUCCAAACAAGUGCCUUGCACUCCUUUUAGAAUCUAAAUUAAGCAAACAAACCACAAUGUUUCAGUAUUUUAAGCAUGUCAUACCAAAUGUUCCCAGUAAUAUGGAAAGAUCUACAAAUAAUGUUACUCUUGUUUAUUCAGGCAAGGCAGUGAGUCUAUACUAUGAUGAUUCCACAACAGAAUAUUAAAAUAAGCUAUAUCUAACAAUAUGAGUUAGAAUUAAAUUAAUCCAAAUGUUGCAUCUGAAGAUAAUACCUUGUCUUUAAGAAAGCUUAAACAUGCUAUUGAUGCACAUACAGUAUAGGCCUAAACUCAACAUCACUUGUGUUUUAUAUUAGCAAAUGUCUGGGGAAAGGUAGGAUCACAUGUAAAGGACUGUGGCUCAAAGGCUUUAUCAUGCUAAACUACCAAAAGGUGGCUUGCCAAUUACAGUUAUGAGUCGCCCUGUAAAUCUUUAAAAUCUACAUUUCUUGAUGGGAGCUUAGCACGACCUAAAAGGUGAAUAUACAAAGGCCAUGAUUUGUUUGUCAUACCGCCACCUGACAUGUGCUAGAUUUAUUUAAAAUGUAAUUCAACAGCUCAACUCAUGUUUCUCAUUGCAACCUUUGGUUGAAAUCAUUAGGGUUAUUUUCUAUUGGGUAUAUUGCACUGGAAUAUAUGUAUAAACAUUUGAAAGUAAAAUACCUCUAAUUCAGUGCAACAUCAAAGAUGACCUUUUCCAAGUCUUAAGCUGUUGUAUACUAUCAACUAAUGAGAUCUGAAUAAAAAAAAUUACUGUAUCCGUUUUAAAUAUUUUAUUGAUUACCAUGACCAGUACUAUUAUUUCUAUUCUGUUUCUACUAUAUUCAUUUAUGUUCAUUUACAAAAGAAAAUUGUUUUUGAUUUGAAAUUUUAAAAUGUUGAAAAUGUAUUCCAUAGUGGCAAAAGUGAACAACAUCUCUCUGUAUGUGGGAUUUGGGUACAAUGCUGAAUAAUUUUUUGUCUUAUAUAAAUCAGAAAAAAAAUGUCAUAUUGCAUGUCAUCAUAGAGCCUUCGCUUCUCAAAUAUUUAUACUGUAUAUGGGGAUUAGUGUGCUUUAACGCAUAUUAUUAGUUUUAGCCAAUUUGUUUCAUGCAUGCAGCAGGUUAUUAUAGAGCAGAGUUCUAAGCAAGUCCCUCUGCUGACUUUGAAAAUGAUAAUGAUGAUAUGUCUAUAAUUCAAAUGCAAUAUAACAGGCAUUUUAUUCAGCAAUACUCCCACAGACAGGAAGACUGUGCUGACUGUUUAGAUGCAUAUUUCAGGAACGGAUGUUGUAUUCUUCCCUCUGGUCAAUCAGUAUUCAGUUAAAUGUUUUCAACCAGUCAUGCAAGAAGUUUUCAUUUAAAUGACACUGUUAUAUACAGGUGAGUGAGUCCAGUAAAUUGACUUAUAUCAUUCAUAGUAAAUGAAAAGUGGCUAAGGGCAAGACUUUACAUUGAGAUUCAUUUAAUAUACAGAACAUUGUUCUGAAUCUUUCUCAUUCAAACUUAUUCUUAUAUCUCCCUACAGUUCUUUCUUCUGUCAUUGUAAUUAUUUUUAUGUUAAAAACAAAGUUUGUAAAUAAUGCAUCUUUGGUUACUACUGUCCAAUUUGUGUUACCAUUAUAUCUCUUGUAUUGUCUAUACACAAUGCACUGUAUUGUUCACAUGUUUGAUGCAAUAAAAGCCCUAC
Xyrauchen texanus (razorback sucker) is the source of this 7807-nucleotide messenger RNA. RefSeq names its product tubulointerstitial nephritis antigen-like. NCBI's taxonomy places the organism in Eukaryota, Metazoa, Chordata, Actinopteri, Cypriniformes, Catostomidae. Gene Ontology annotation, cellular component: lysosome. Gene Ontology annotation, molecular function: cysteine-type peptidase activity; peptidase inhibitor activity. The transcript is spliced from 12 exons. Gene Ontology annotation, biological process: proteolysis. The record is from RefSeq and is a predicted model, not a curated record. Bases 117 to 1538 code for a protein of 473 amino acids.